AUGGCUGCUGCGAACAACAAAGAGAUAACCAUGGAUAUUCCGAACCUUGUCCGAGUUUACAAUGAUGGCACCAUUGAGCGCCUCCAAAACUCUCCAAUUGUGCCACCCACGCUUGAAGAUCCAACCACAGGAGUAUCAUCCAAAGACGUUGUCAUCUCUAUCAACCCUCCUAUCUCCGCUCGUCUAUACCUUCCAAAAUCGAUCCUUUCCCAGAACCAUAAAGUCCCCAUCUUGGUCUACUUUCAUGGCGGUGGAUUUUUCUUUGAAUCUGCCUUCAACCAACUCCACCAUAACUAUUUCAACUUGUUUGUCUCCAACGCACAUGUUCUGGUCAUUUCUGUUGAGUACAGGCUCGCCCCAGAGGUUCCUCUUCCUGCAGCUUAUGAUGAUUGCUGGGAUGCUCUUAAAUGGGUAGCCACCAAUUCUGAGCCAUGGCUUAUCAAACAUGGUGAUUUUGACAGAGUUUUCAUUGGUGGUGACAGUGCUGGUGGUAAUAUUGUCCAUAAUAUUGCCAUGCGUGCUGGGGUUGAGGUUUUACCUCGUUCUGUCAAAGUCUUAGGUGCUUUUCUUUCUCAUUCUUAUUUCUUCAGCUCAAAGCCAAUCGGAUCUGAACCUGUUGAAGGGCAUGAACAGAGCGUGCCCCUUUUGGUAUGGGGUUUGGUUUAUCCAUCUGCGCCUGGUGGCAUUGACAACCCUAUGAUCAAUCCAUUGGCUCAUGGGGCACCUAGCUUGGCUGGGCUUGGGUGUUCUAAGAUUCUUGUUUGUGUUGCUGAAUGGGAUCCGAUUAGGGAUAGAGGGGUUUGGUACUCUGAGGCUGUGAAGAAGAGUGGUUGGAAAGGUCAACUGGAGCUGUUUGAAGUCGAAGGCGAGGGACAUGCUUUUCAUAUUCACAAUCCAGAAUCGGCAAAUACUAAGAAAAUGCUGAAACGCGUUGCUGAUUUUCUCCUCCAGUAA
This is a messenger RNA of Gastrolobium bilobum, 954 nucleotides long. Its product is annotated as 2-hydroxyisoflavanone dehydratase-like. The coding region runs from base 1 to 954 and encodes 317 amino acids. The transcript has a single exon. The record is from RefSeq and is a predicted model, not a curated record. Gene Ontology annotation, molecular function: hydrolase activity. NCBI's taxonomy places the organism in Eukaryota, Viridiplantae, Streptophyta, Magnoliopsida, Fabales, Fabaceae.